Hypanus sabinus (Atlantic stingray) is the source of this 2454-nucleotide messenger RNA. Its product is annotated as extracellular calcium-sensing receptor-like. The record is from RefSeq and is a predicted model, not a curated record. The transcript is spliced from 7 exons. Gene Ontology annotation, molecular function: G protein-coupled receptor activity. The coding region runs from base 1 to 2454 and encodes 817 amino acids. Gene Ontology annotation, biological process: G protein-coupled receptor signaling pathway. Gene Ontology annotation, cellular component: membrane. NCBI's taxonomy places the organism in Eukaryota, Metazoa, Chordata, Chondrichthyes, Myliobatiformes, Dasyatidae.
AUGCGACUAUUGUCUGGUUCUGCGCACUUCUGCUCCAGUUCUGAUGAAGGGCCUCCGUCCAAAGUUGCUUAUUUCCCAAUGGAGAGUAAACUGGUAUGUUUCCGACUGGCUCAGACGAUGAUCUUUGCCAUUGAAGAAAUAAACCAGAAUGAGAAUCUACUCCCGGGAAUCACACUUGGAUUUCAGAUUCACGAUGACUGCUGGUCCUCCACGAUCGCCUCAAAAGCAGCACUCGCUUUGAUCAACGGAGCUGAAGAAUCAAUUGAAUACCCUGAAUGUACAGUUUCCUCCAAUGUCGUUGCCAUUAUUGGCUGCGGUCCAUCUGCGAAUUCCAUUGCAACUGCAAGAACAAUUCAAUCCUUUGGGAUCCCAAUGGUUAGUUACUACUCAACCUGUUCCUGUCUCAGCGAUAAGAACGAAUACCCAAACUUUUUUAGAACUAUUCCCAGUGACCAAUACCAGUCAAAAAUUCUCGCUGAACUGGUGAAAUCUUUUGGCUGGACUUGGAUUGGAACAAUUAGAAGUAACACUGAUUACGGUAUUUUCGGAAUGCAAGGAUUUGUGGAACAUGUGGAGAAAUUUGGGAUCUGCAUUGCCUACUCUGAGUCAUUUCACAAGACCGACCCAGCAGAGAAAAUCAGUAAAGUUGUCCAGGUGAUUAAACAGGCGUCUACUAAAGUGGUUGUCGCCUUUGUUGAUGAUAGUGACAUGAGAAUUUUAUUGAAAGAAAUAAAGCGUCAAAAUGUAACCGGUAUACAAUGGAUUGGAAGUGAAGCGUGGGUGACAGGAAAUUUUCUCUCCCCUGAAGAUAAAGGAAUUUAUCUAACCGGGACAAUUGGCCCGGCCACGCGAAGGAUAGAGAUAGAUGAUCUAAGAGAUUAUCUUCAGAAUAUUCAUCCUUCCAACUUUCCUGGCAAUAUUGUAACGGAGUUUUGGGAAACUCUAUUCAACUGCUCUUCUACCACAGACAACGGGACAACUCCAGAAUACUUUCGAAGUCAAUUUCGGCAAUGCACAGGAAAGGAACAGAUGCAAGGGAUAGAAAAUGACUACCUUCCGGCGAUAAUGGACGGGAGUUCAUACCACGUGUAUACAGCUGUCUACUCUAUUGCUUACGCACUACACAAUUUGUUAACCUGUGUAGAAGGCAACGGACCCUUUAUGACCCUCCCUCCCCCGAAGUUGAUGCACUACCUGCGUACCGUGAAUUUCACAGCGAAGAAGGGCGAAAAUAUGUAUUUUGAUAAAAAUGGAGACCCGGUUCCAAGAUACGAAUUUGUGAACUUACGAGCGAAUUUCCAGGGGAGCCUUGACAUUGUAAGCGUCGGAUAUUACGAUGGGUCGGCUCCGCCAGGGCGCGAACUAAUGAUAAAUGCCGGAGAUAUCUUGUGGAGCGGGGGACGAUGUUUUCUGUUGCUUCAGAUCCCGCGAGCAAUUUGCUCAGAACCCUGUCUUCCUGGAAGAAGAAAGGUCAGCCGGAAAGGGCAGCCAAUAUGUUGUUUUGAAUGUGCAGAGUGUGCUGAUGGUGCGAUUAGCAAUGUCACAGAUUCCACGGACUGCAUCAAGUGUCCCUCGGACUACUGGUCUAAUCAGGCAAAAACACAAUGUGUUCUCAAGAAAGUUGAGUUCCUUUCCUUUCAAGAAGAUCUGGGUUUAGUACUGGUGUUGCUUGCUCUAAUAGGAAUGGGUUUUACAGUGGGCAUCGCUGUGAUUUUCUACCGGCAUCGCCAAACACCAAUGGUCAAAGCGAAUAACUCCGAACUCAGUUUCCUGCUCCUCUUUGCCCUCCUGCUUUGCUUUAUUGUUUCACUCGCUUUCAUUGGAGAACCGUCCCGCUGGUCUUGCAUGUUGCGACGCACAGGUUUUGGAAUUGUGUAUGUUCUUUGCAUUUCCUGCAUCGUGGGCAAAACCAUCCUUGUUGUGGUUGCCUUUAAGGCAACUCUUCCCAAAAGCAAUGCGAUGAACUGGUUCGGACCGGCGCAGCAACGUCUGGGUGUCUUCAGUCUUACUUUUUUGCAAGGUUUAGUGUGCGUUGUCUGGUUAAGCGUGUCACCUCCCUACCCACUUAAAAAUAUGAGUUAUUACAGAGACAUCAUUAUUCUGGAAUGUAACGUGGGCUCAUUGACCGCCUUUUACUUAGCGACGGCCUAUAUUGCUCUUUUGUCGAUCGUGUGUUUAGUGCUUGCAUUCCUUGCCAGGAAUCUCCCGGACAAUUUUAACGACGCCAAAUACAUCACCUUCAGCAUGCUGAUUUUUUGCGCUGUUUGGGUGACCUUUAUCCCAGCUUACGUAAGCUCCCCAGGAAAGUACACCGUGGCUGUUGAAGUGUUCGCUAUUUGGGCAUCGAGCUUCGGUGUCCUUCUGUGCAUUUUUGCACCAAAGUGUUACAUUAUACUAUUGAAACCGGAAAUUAAUACGAAGAAAAAUAUGAUGGAUAAAGGGAUGACACUGUAA